AUGGCGCGACAAACUCUCGAAAGUGUAAAGUCCGUGUUCGAGCUCAAGGAACGCAUACAGAAGGAGGAGAAUGCCGCCUACAAAUUUUUCGUUGAGAACAAAGACUCCCUUUGUUCGCCAGAAAAUCUGGGAACUGCGUCUAAAAUUAUUCGCCAUCAGUUGGAAUUGAGCGGCCUUAAAAAUGAGCAUUGCGUUGCGAUGCUCAAAGCGGCGGAGGAAAAGCGGAAACGAGAGGAGUUGGAGCAUAAAAUGAAGCUUCGUGAGCUCGAGUUAAAGUCAUUCAAUGCUGACGAUCUUCCAUCGCUGGAGUUGAUGCGCCCUGUUACACCUGAAAUCAGAGAUACCUUAUAUGAAGGUAUCUCAGCCACUGGUGGUGGAAGGUUUGUCCCAAUAGCGUUUCAUUGCCACGCUCUUGUUAUUAGCAAAGGGACUUUGCGAUCUCGCAAAUUAAAUUUCUAUUCAUUUUAA
Hydatigera taeniaeformis is the source of this 468-nucleotide messenger RNA. The record is from the annotation of a GenBank genome assembly. Lineage: Eukaryota; Metazoa; Platyhelminthes; Cestoda; Cyclophyllidea; Taeniidae.